Perca fluviatilis (European perch) is the source of this 4165-nucleotide messenger RNA. It is a transcript of the gene srsf2b, whose product is annotated as serine and arginine rich splicing factor 2b. Gene Ontology annotation, molecular function: RNA binding. The record is from RefSeq and is a predicted model, not a curated record. NCBI's taxonomy places the organism in Eukaryota, Metazoa, Chordata, Actinopteri, Perciformes, Percidae. The transcript has 3 exons. Bases 263 to 994 code for a protein of 243 amino acids.
AGGAACGCCUAAUUUCUAAAGCAGAAGAAGUUCACUCGCUGGUUUGGUUUUGGGCAGCUGAGCGCGAGGCGGACGGAGUUGUGCGGAAGAAGUCGCUUAUUUUGCGGUUUUUGGAUCCCCAAAUACCCCACAGACGAGGCAAAUCCAUUUAAAUUCCACACUCGUGUGUGUGCGCUCGGACUUUUACAAACAGGUAGGCUCUAUCGUAGCCGAGAUAUAAAGUGUUUUGAGAAAGGCUGCUAGGCCUCGCAGGUUAAUCACCAUGAGUUACGGUAGGCCUCCGCCAGACGUCGACGGCAUGACUUCACUCAAAGUGGACAACUUAACGUACCGAACUUCGCCCGAAACCCUCAGACGCGUGUUCGAAAAGUAUGGCCGUGUAGGGGACGUUUAUAUUCCCCGAGACCGUUACACGAAAGAAAGUCGGGGUUUCGCUUUUGUGCGGUUCCACGACAAGCGUGACGCCGAGGACGCAAUGGACGCCAUGGAUGGCGCGCUCCUGGAUGGACGGGAGCUGCGAGUCCAAAUGGCCCGCUACGGAAGACCCCCCGAUUCUCACUACGGCGGUAGUGGUGGUGGUGGCGGCGGCGGAGGAGGCGGCGGAGGCGGUGGAGGAGGCCGGCGCGGAGGGCAGACCAGGAGGUACGGCGGCCAUGGACGCAGAAGCAGAAGCUCUUCCCCCAGCCCGAGACACAGAAGACGCAGCAGAUCCCGCAGCAGGAGCCGCUCUCGUUCCCGAAGCCGAUCCCGCUACAGCAGAUCCAGGUCCCGCUCCUACUCCCGAUCCAAGUCUCAUUCUCCCAGGAACAAGAAGGCCAAGUCCCCGUCUCGUUCCAGAUCUAGAUCCAGGUCCCGGUCCAAGUCUAAGUCUAAGUCCAAGUCUAAGUCUAAGUCCAAGUCCAGGUCCAGAAGCCCUUCCUACAAAAGAAGUUCCAGGUCGAGAUCUAAAAGCCAGCCCAAGUCAGCAGCAGAAAAUGGAGGCGAAACCCCGUAGAGCUCAGCUUCAGCUGCGGCAUCCUGUUUGCUAAAGUGGAGUUUGAGCUGAGGCAGUAUGAGCAGUUAGAAGGUGUGUGGGGAGCUGCCCACAGGCCGCCUGCUGCUGGUGAGGGUUUCUGUGCAGCAGGGUGGAGGCAGUCAGUGUUGGGGUUUGGUGUUGAGGUACGUCUGUCGGUGUCCGGCAUUGAACAUAAAACUGUCCUCCAGGCCUCGUCCCGGGCCGGGGGACGCUGGUGCUUGAGGGGCACUGAGGUUUGUCCAACUCUACUCCCAUGUCAGUUUGUUAGUUCCAUUCAUCUUUUCUUGUGCCACAUUUUCAAUACAGAAACAGAUUUCAGAUUAAAAACCAUAGGCUGUAGUUGGAGAAGAAGGCCGUAAUCAGACAGGCUUUUCGUGUCCUGCAACAUUCAGCUUUUAUAAAUCUCCAAUUAAAAAUGACUAAAUGAAUGCCGAUGUAUCGCCUGUCCACAGGAAUCCCCCGAAAACACGCCAACCGUAGAAAGCAAUUCACUAAUUUUGGUUCGCUCGUUGUGGUCCGACAAAGCUCAACUUAUUCAAAUUCACAGUCAACCGUUAUUCAUCUUUUUAAUCAACUAAACUCCUAUAGGUCACUGAUUAAUCCAGUUGCAGAGCUUGGUUAUUUUAUUUUUCUUCCAAAUCUUGUAGUGAAACUUGGGCCUGUGACCAGGGCUGCAACUAAAAUGAUUAUACUGUCCUUUUUGAUUUAAUCUGAUAAUUAUUUAUUUCCAUUUAAUUGUUUGGUCUCAGAAAAUGCUCAACAUGUCCAUCACAAGUUCCCCGAUGUCUUUUUUAAAUGUCUUCUUUCAUCCGACCAACAGCCCAAAACUCAAACAUAUUUAGUUUACAUUAUAAAAUGAAAAAGCAGCAAAUCCUCACAUUUGUGGAGCCAGUACCAGAGAAUGCAUUCCUGCUAAAAAUGACUGAAGUGAUUAAACGGUCAAAAUAUUCAACAAUCAAUUUUCAGUCGAUUUUUUUAUUAAUUGUUUCAGCACUGUGUGAGAUUAAAAAAAAAAAAAAAAAACCUUCAUCAAAACCACCAGGAGCAGGGCAUCCUGGUGGGGAAAAGAGGUUUAGGUGCUGACCAUGAACUGCAGUGUUACAGGUUUGACCCCUUGUUGCCAUUUCUCUACCUGUUGACUGCCUAAUAAAAGCAUACAAUGCACAAAUAAUAGAAGAGAACCAAAAAACCGGGAGCUGUACAUGUAAAACAUCUGCAGACAAAUUUGCAGGUGUGCAAAAAGGUCCUCUGUGAUUACGGCCAAAAUAUGAAAUUUGGAUAAAAGUCUAGGCUUUGAAGAUGUAGAUGAUUAUAAUAAUCCCUUUCAGUGGAACUAAAUGUUACCAUAAAAUAAGUCCAGGUUGAAUGUUUAAUGUAUACAGUCAGGUUUUUCACAGUCACAUUAGAUUUAAAGAACAAGAUCAGUCCGAUUUUUAAACGAUUGGUUCUUGGUGUUCUGUACUAACUAUUGCUGUUCUGACAGUUUUCAGGUGAAGACCGAAAGCUUCAAGUCCAAGACUGGCUCCCAACGCAAGCAACAGUGUCCUGCUUUAAAAGGUUAUUAUUGUGUCUUCCAUGUUUUGGUUUGUUUGAUUCAUUUUGGCCACGACAAAAAGGCUUUGUCACUUCAUUCAUGUGCAGUGAGUUUUAUUUUUUAUUUUCAUAAUGAUUUUAGGAAAUCUGGUUCAGUGUGGAGAGGAAUUACUGUUCUGACCUGGUUUUGUAAAAGUGACACAGGAUAAUACACAAGUUGCCCCUCUUCUUUAAGUUCUUCGCCCCAUGGGCCUGUUUAAAUAAGCGACCAUGUUGUCCAGCUUUCUUUGACUUUCAUCGCUUUGUUGAGCCUCACAUUGAUCCUGGAUUACCUUUGGCUUAAAUUUGGUUAUCAAAUGACUCAGUCCAGUAAUAAAUACUUUUACAUGAAAAGAGACAGACUUCAUAAUCACAGGCAAGUUUUAAGAUGUUUUUAUUUGAGUUAAAAAAGAAGAAAAGUGCUAGAAUAAUCCUUUGUAAUUACUACGGAAAGCAAAGACUAUACUAAUGUGUAAACAUUUCUAGGACUGCAACUGAAUAAUUUUUUUAUUUACCAUCAAAAUGUGGACCACUUUCUUGAUUUUAAUUCUUUAGUCAAAGUUUUGCGUACUCAAACAAUUGUCCAAAUUUUUCGUUUUCUUUAGAUCGAUUUAAAUAAUUUCAGCUUUUAACAACUGACUGAGUCCUUGUUAAUGUUUCAGUUUAUGGUAAAUGUAGUGCUCUCAUCCACGUCGAGAUCCUGUUGAAAUGUAGAAUUUUUUUUUUUUUUUUUUUUUUUGCGUUAGCCAUGGUGCUCUAUCGUGGUGAGUGAGCAGCUUCGUGAAAGCCUGAGUAAAGCCCAAAUUUUGCUGGCGAACACCCUUUUUUAAUCUCGCUUUGUGAUACAGGCCCGUGGUGUCAAAACACAGUCAGGAUAGUUGGACACAUCUGAAGAAGCCAUGUCUUGUUUAUACAUCCACAAUGACUUAAUCCACACCAACCUUUAACCUUUGCUUAUUUUAUUCAUAUCGGAGCAAAGAUUUCAUUAAACUAAAGUAAUCCCUCAAAACCGUAAUGAAGUGGCUUUCUUACGAUCUUUAAUUUCUGCAGCUCAGGGUGUCUUUGUUAGACAGGACAGCAGAUCAUUUUAAUUCCUGUGAUGUGUUAAAUGUAAUUGCAUAUACAUACAGUUUAAAAAAAAAAAAAAAGGUGACUGGUGAUGUGAAGUCUAUCAGUUUGAAGAUUGUUUCACAUCAGUCACAUUUUGAGGUGUAUAAGAUCAUCUCCUUAAAUCUUUAGUUGACUCUUACAGGACAUCAUUUACUGGACUCUGGACACAGUAUCUUUGUUUUUUCUUUCAAUUAUUAUUUUUUUUUUUUUUUAACCCUAAUCCUGCUUGUAUGUUUGUUUUGUGCACUAGGCGCAGUUGUGUAGCAGUUGAGUAUUGCUGGUUAGCUGUUAAGGUGGCGUGUUGCUCUGCUGAGUGCUUGGAUGUAUCCAGUAUUCUCCAGAAUGCUCCUGUGACUGCCAGUGGUACGGUUGCUACAGUCUCACCCUUUGUAAGAUGAAAUGUUUUUUCCCAUAUGGUUAUGGAUGACAAAUGUAACUUUCAUUAAAGAUUUGGUGUUUUGUCUAAAA